This is a messenger RNA of Saccostrea echinata, 984 nucleotides long. RefSeq names its product D-apiose import binding protein-like. The coding region runs from base 1 to 984 and encodes 327 amino acids. The transcript has a single exon. The record is from RefSeq and is a predicted model, not a curated record. NCBI's taxonomy places the organism in Eukaryota, Metazoa, Mollusca, Bivalvia, Ostreida, Ostreidae.
AUGAAAAAGAAUAUUCUGCUGGUAUCUGCGUUGAUCGCAGUAUAUGGCAGCGUUGCAUUGAGCACACUGGGUGCGAAGGGCAGCUCCGGCGGUGCCAGAUACAAAGUGGCGUAUAUUGCCCGUGCGCAGGCAGACUCUUUUGCCGCCUGGCUGGCCAAUUCAAUCCAGCAGGAGGCUGCUGAAUACCCCGAUAUUGAUGUGAAAGUUUUUGAUGGCCAGGCCUCUGAUAUCAUAGAGAAUUCUCUUAUCGAAAAUGCCAUUGUGAACGGUUUUGACGCGAUCAUCAUCCAGCCGAACAACGGGGAAUCACAGCGGCCCUACGCGGAAAAGGUAGUGCAGGCAGGGAUUAUCUGUAUCACGACCAACGCCAGAAUUGCGGGUAUUUCGGGUGCGUCCUCUGUGGAUGCGGACCCGUACGAACAGGCUGCGGUACAGGCUCGCGCCGCGCUGCAGCAGAUCCCCGAGGGGGCAUCAGUGGUUGUGCUGAAUGGCCCUCCAGGGAAUUUUCACGCCGAUGAACGCCGGAGGAGCUGGCAGAAAGAGUUUUUUGAUCAACGUGCUGAUGUGCGGAUCGUCGGUGAACAGAUUGCCAACUGGAAUAAAGAAGAAGCGAUGAAUCUGAUGGAGGACUGGGUACAGGCCAAUCCGAAGAUUGACGCGAUUAUUUCGAUGAAUGACAACAUGGCAGCAGGAGCUCUGGAAGUAGUCAAAAACGCUCCGGAAUUUGAGAAUAUUCUUGCGUACGGUGUGGAUGGUACGGCUGAGGCCGUCCUGUUGAUUAAAGAAGGGCGGAUGACCUCCACUACCAUGCAGAAUGCCUACGAACUGGCCGAAAAACUGCUGGAGGUUACGGAUGCUCUUCUGACAGGAAAAAAACAGCAGAUAGAUCUUGAUAUCGGAACCCCUUCCGUUACCAGAGAUAAUGUGGACCUGUACAUUGAAAUGCAUCGCCAGGCAGGCAAUUUACAGGUGCUGGCCCGCUGA